AGAUGUGUCCGGUUCACGACGUAGGUGGCGUUAAGGAAACAAAUUGGUGUUCAGGUGAUUCGUUGGACAAAGAAGGAGUAGCGUUUUGCUUUUAUGUUCUAGCUACGUCUAAUCUACUUCCGGCAAAAGUGGAGCAACGCAGAUAAAAUCUAGCGGGAUCUGAUAGGUUUAUGGGACAGAACAGUUCACAGCUGUCCAGCAUGACUUCACCUGUCCGUGUGAUCGUGGUGGGAGCCGGUUGUCGAGGGGAGAUCUACGCCCAGUUUGCUUCCAUUCAUCCCAAACGCAUGAAGGUUGUUGCUGUGGCUGAUCCGAGAAAGUUUGCCCGCACCAAACUGCAACAGCAACACAAAAUUGAGGAUAACAAUGUAUUUGAAGAAUGGCAAAGCAUAGUUGAGCGAGAGAAGUUUGCAGAUGCUGUGUUGAUUUGCACUCCUGAUCGCAUUCAUAAGGAUCCGGCUGUUGCUUUUGCAAAGAAGGGAUACCACAUUCUUCUGGAAAAGCCAAUGGCAACAACGGCAGAGGAAUGCACAGCAAUAGUGGAGGCUUGCACUCAGGCUGGUGUGAUGCUGUCCGUGGGUCAUGUUCUCAGAUAUGAUCCACUUAUUCACAAGAUCAAGGAGCUCAUAGAUGCGGGAGCGAUUGGAGACGUGAUUCAUAUACAGCACCUUGAGCCGGUUGGCUUUUAUCACUUUGCUCACUCGUUUGUUCGAGGUAGCUGGAGGAAUGAGGCAGAAAGCUCCUUCGCUCUGCUGGCUAAAUCGUGCCAUGACAUCGACCUGAUACAUCACUGGGCUGGAGCCCGCAAGUGUCUGAAAGUGUCAUCUUUCGGAUCUGUUAGCCACUUCCGGAAAGAAUACAAGCCAACAGGAGCUGGAGAUCGAUGCCUCGACUGCUCAGUAGAAAGAACCUGUCCAUACUCUGCAUCCAAAAUCUACGUGGACAGAGUGAAGCAGGGUCACACGGGCUGGCCAGUGUCGGUCAUUUGCCCAAACUCCCUCCCCGACAUUGAGUCGGUAACUGAGGCACUGAGGACUGGACCGUAUGGCCGCUGCGUCUACGAAUGCGACAACGACGUUUGCAGUAACCAGGUCGUGAACAUGGAGUUUGAAGGCGGCUUGACAGCUGCCUUCUCUAUGGUGGCUUUCACCGAGGAGAUCUGCCAACGGAAAACCACUAUAUACGGCAGCAAGGGGGAGUUGUCGUAUAACGGCCAUGAGAUACGCGUGUUUGACUUUUUGACCCAGAGAUCCACAAAGCACACAGCAAGCAGUGAGGCUCUCAAACACUAUGGCAUGGGCGGGCAUGGUGGGGCAGACUACCACCUCAUAAAUGCCUUUAUCUCUGCAGUGGCUAACAAUGAUCCGUCCAUGAUCCGAUCAGGCCCCCGGGAUACUCUGGUCAGCCACUUACUGGUGUUUGAAGCUGAGCGAUCGAGGGUGGAGGGCAGAGUGGUGCACUGUGGAGAUGUUGCUCGAAGCUAGAGGGCGACAAAACACCAGUGGGUCGAUUGUUCCGUUUUUUUUUUUUUUUUUUUUUUAAACACAACUUUUACAGGAUAAUAACAGGACUCAAAACCAAGGGACCUGAAUCAUGCGUGAUGUAUGUAUAACCUGAAUGAUGGCUGUGUUUCCCUGAAAGAGAAUGUACUGUCAUAAAUGUUAAUGUGAAGUCGACGGGUUGUGCCGUUCCUUUAAAUGUCUGUGUCAGCGUAUUACUCACAAUGAUGAGCUUCUUGUGCUACUCCGGGUAACACAUCCUUAAUCAAUGGAGGCACAUUAUAUGCUUUAUAUGACGGAACAAGAUAAUUAAUUCUUUCACUUUGUUCAAAUUUGUAAUCACUGUUUACCAAAACCAACAGGCAUCAGGGUGUCUACUCAAUUUUCAUUGUAAAAAUCUUCUUUUUUCACACCUUUUUGUCAUGCCUUUGUGGAAACGUACUGGGAAUUAAGAUUCAUUUCCCUGGUCAGUAGCUGUUAGUAGUUAUUAUCCAAAAACUAUUACUCUAUGAACAACAGACUGUUUACAAAGAUUAACACCUUUUAUCAAACACUUUCCUUGUUUCUCUCACUAUCAUGGCAAUAAUCUUGGGGUUCAAUCCUUAUUUGUUUGUUUUGUAAAAGGAUUUUACAAGAGAAUUAAAAACUAAUAAAUUGCAGCUCAGUUAACUUG
Molecule: messenger RNA, 2172 nt
Organism: Fundulus heteroclitus (mummichog)
Lineage: Eukaryota; Metazoa; Chordata; Actinopteri; Cyprinodontiformes; Fundulidae
Product: Gfo/Idh/MocA family oxidoreductase
Exons: 14
Coding region: 171-1484 (437 amino acids)
Molecular function (GO): nucleotide binding
Source: RefSeq, a predicted model, not a curated record